Messenger RNA from Pelodiscus sinensis (Chinese soft-shelled turtle), 1125 nucleotides. The record is from RefSeq and is a predicted model, not a curated record. NCBI's taxonomy places the organism in Eukaryota, Metazoa, Chordata, Testudines, Trionychidae.
AGCUGAACCCCAAGCGCUGCUCCCUGGUGCGACCCGGCGACCAGCAGCCCCGGCCCCUGGAGGCUUUCACCCGUGGCAUGAACCUCUCCAAGAUCGUCCGCUCCGCCCUGCCUGCCGGGCACAAGUCCAUCGUCUCCUUCCGCCAGCUGCGGGACGAGGUGUUCGGGGAGCUGGCCAACGUGGAGCAGGUGGCUGGGGUCAAGUGGGCCCGCUUCCCUGAUCUGAACAAACUCCUCAAGGGCCACCGCAAAGGGGAGCUCACCGUCUUCACAGGCCCGACGGGCAGUGGGAAGACGACCUUUAUCAGCGAGUACGCCCUGGACCUCUGCAUGCAGGGGGUGAACACCCUCUGGGGAAGCUUCGAGAUUAACAACGUGCGCCUGGCCAAGAUCAUGCUGACCCAAUUUGCGGAGAGGCGGUUGGAGGAGCAGCUGGAGCAGUUUGACCAGUGGGCCGACAAGUUCGAGGACCUGCCGCUCUACUUCAUGACCUUCCACGGACACCAGAACAUCAAGGCAGUGAUAGACACCAUGCUGCACGCCGUGUACAUGUAUGACAUCAGCCACGUGGUCAUAGACAACCUCCAGUUCAUGAUGGGGCAGGAGCAGCUCUCGGUGGACAGGCUUGCUGUCCAAGACUACAUCGUGGGUGCCUUCCGGAAGUUUGCCACGGACAACGGUUGUCACGUGACCCUGGUCAUUCACCCUCGGAAGGAGGACGAAGAGCGGGAGCUUCAGACAGCCUCGAUAUUUGGGUCCGCGAAGGCCAGCCAGGAGGCCGACAACGUGCUGAUCCUCCAGGACAGAAAGCUGGUGACGGGCCCAGGGAAGCCCUGCCUGCAGGUGUCCAAGAACCGCUUCGACGGGGACGUCGGGGUCUUCCCCCUGGAGUUCAGCAAAGUCUCCCUCACCUUCUCCGCCCCCAGCAAGGGGAAGGCCCGGCUGAAGAAGGUGAAAGAGGACAAUGAAACGCCCAAGAAGGCUCCGGCGGGAGGCAGCGGGGCCUCUAAGAAGCAGUGAUCCAGCCUGUACUGUGGGCUGCUCCAACACGGUCCCGUGCCCAGGCCAGCGUUCGCGUCCCGGCAGCCCCGAGGGGCAGGGAGCUGGUGCCCAGGAGCAGCGGAGC